AUGCUUCCUCCAGAGGUGAUGGGAGCGAUUGUGACCUUCGCUUGCCUGGAUGCCUGGCACCCGGCUAGUUUGGAGGAGUUCGUUUGUGCUCCCUUCAGCGAAGAGUUAGAACGGUUGGCGAUGGCUCUCAUGGAGGCCAUCUUCAACGACGGCGCAUCGUAUGACGCUGUUUUGCUGUUAGUAUAUAAUAAGUAG
Molecule: messenger RNA, 195 nt
Organism: Cotesia congregata
Lineage: Eukaryota; Metazoa; Arthropoda; Insecta; Hymenoptera; Braconidae
Source: the annotation of a GenBank genome assembly